Nanorana parkeri is the source of this 1355-nucleotide messenger RNA. RefSeq names its product serine/threonine-protein kinase PAK 1-like. The annotation marks the transcript as partial. The record is from RefSeq and is a predicted model, not a curated record. Gene Ontology annotation, cellular component: cytoplasm. The transcript has 10 exons. NCBI's taxonomy places the organism in Eukaryota, Metazoa, Chordata, Amphibia, Anura, Dicroglossidae. Gene Ontology annotation, molecular function: protein serine/threonine kinase activity; ATP binding. Gene Ontology annotation, biological process: intracellular signal transduction; regulation of axonogenesis; protein phosphorylation.
AAAUCGAGAGCCGUGUCAGAGAUUCCCGUAUUAGAGGAUGAACUGGAUGAUGAAGAUGAAGACGAGCCGGCCCCACCUCCAGCAGUUGCUCCACGUCCUGAGCACACAAAAUCGAUAUACACUCGCUCGGUAGUUGAGCCCCAUCCAUCACCCCUAGAACCAACAGAAAACACCUCGUUGGAGGCAGACAAUGCAGCCAAGUGCGCAGAUAGAUUGAAGAAGAAACCCAAGAUGACAGAUGCGGAGAUCCUGGAAAGACUGAGAACCAUCGUCAGCGUGGGAGACCCAAAGAAAAAAUACACGAGGUUCGAGAAGAUCGGGCAAGGGGCAUCAGGAACGGUGUACAUCGCAGUGGAAGUGGCCACCGGUCAAGAGGUGGCGAUUAAGCAGAUGAAUCUGCAGCAGCAGCCGAAGAAAGAGUUAAUUAUCAAUGAGAUCCUCGUGAUGAGGGAAAACAAGAACCCCAAUAUUGUCAACUAUCUGGACAGUUACCUGGUCGGGGACGAGUUAUGGGUCGUGAUGGAGUACCUGGCUGGCGGCUCUCUUACCGACGUGGUGACGGAGGCCGAGAUGCAGGAAGGACAGAUUGCGGCUGUGUGCAGAGAGUGCCUGCAGGCCCUGGAAUUCCUGCACUCCAACCAAGUCAUCCAUCGGGAUAUCAAGAGCGACAACAUCCUGCUAGGCAUGGACGGAUCAGUGAAGCUAACUGAUUUUGGCUUCUGUGCUCAGAUCACCCCGGAGCAAAGUAAACGCAGUACAAUGGUCGGCACGCCAUACUGGAUGGCCCCCGAAGUGGUCACACGCAAAGCUUAUGGUCCUAAAGUGGAUAUCUGGUCUCUGGGCAUCAUGGCCAUAGAGAUGGUAGAAGGAGAGCCUCCGUAUUUGAAUGAGAAUCCACUCAGGGCCUUGUAUCUUAUUGCAACCAACGGAACUCCAGAGCUACAGAACCCAGGGAAGUUAUCGGCGACGUUCCGGGAUUUCCUGAACCGCUGUCUGGAGAUGGACGUGGAGAAGAGGGGCUCUGCCAGGGACCUACUUCAGCACCCGUUCCUGAAGGUGGCCCAACCUCUGUCCAGCCUGACGCCUGUAAUAGUGGCAGCAAAGGAAUUCAUAAAGAAAAACCACUGAGCCAUGGAGUCGCUGCUCUUGGCCUGGUUGUCUGCGAUGGAACUGUAUUCGGCCUCCUUUUAUUGUGUCUUCAGGCCUCAGGACAUCGAGGAGCCGCUCUGGAGGCACAAAACACGAGGCCUCCUCUCUGGACUCACACGGGACUGUGAACUCGGUUUUAUAUGUGAUUAACGUUUGUUUUGUCAGCGUCUCUUUAAAUGUAUUUUUAUGGUCUGGAGACUUGAUUG